This is a messenger RNA of Rhododendron vialii, 2921 nucleotides long. Its product is annotated as SH2 domain-containing protein B-like. Gene Ontology annotation, molecular function: DNA-binding transcription factor activity, RNA polymerase II-specific; RNA polymerase II cis-regulatory region sequence-specific DNA binding. Gene Ontology annotation, biological process: signal transduction; regulation of transcription by RNA polymerase II. Bases 1318 to 2496 code for a protein of 392 amino acids. NCBI's taxonomy places the organism in Eukaryota, Viridiplantae, Streptophyta, Magnoliopsida, Ericales, Ericaceae. The transcript is spliced from 6 exons. The record is from RefSeq and is a predicted model, not a curated record.
UGUUUAGGCAAUUUUAAACGUUAGGGGGUGUCCUUGGAAAACAUGUAUAGAUGAGGGGGUUUUCGUGUAAUUUCACCUUAUUUCAUUUUUCGCCUCUAAAUCUGGAUUGCGUUACUUUUUUUCUUUCCUUCAUUUUCUUCUUAGUGCAUGUCAUUGUAUUUUAAACAAGAAUAGAAUAAUUGUCCCCUUGUUAUGUUCCAAUUUAAGAUAAUUUUGGUACUUUUAAGGGAACACACAUUUAAUGCACUUCAAGUCACAUCAAAAAGCUAGUUUUUAGUAAAAUUAUCCUAUUUCAAAUCAUCAUACUCCUUUGUGGAGGAUAUUUUUGGAAACUUCAAAGAAUUUAUCUUUGCCUUCUUAAAGUUGACAUGUGUUUUUGGACAUCCCAAAAUGGAAAGGUGGACAAAAAAAUGGGACGUAGGGAGUAGUAUGUAUGUAUAGGUUGGUUAAUUUUGUUGAUAUUGUAGGGGUGUGUUGUUGCAUUUCCAAAUGUAAUGAUAACAUCCUUUUAAGAGAAAGAUCAUUAGUGGAGCACAAUAUGAUUAUGUUGCUGGAGUUUUCUAGCUAAUAUCAUAAAUCUGUUCUCUUCAUUUACUAAUGUAAUGAUGUAACUUCUUAUUCCGUAUAUGAGUUGAGUGGGGCCAGUCUUCCUAGUGAUCUUCAUAGUUCACCCAAAAGAAAUCUUUAAGCUUUGGACCUAAGGUUCCUUCUUUCUCUUUUCCUCUCUAAAUGUUUAUGUUUCUUAUAUAAAGACAAAAACUGGCCCCUCGCAUUUUUGUUGUUAGAAUCCUUAAUUCAUGGUUUUGGGAGGAUCCGUGUAGCCUGUUACAGAAUAUGUUCAAAAUGCAGUUCUCUACAUUACAAACUAUUAUUGUUUAGGUCUUUCUUUGGGAUCUUAUUUACUCAGUCAAUUGACUGUUGGUUCUGUUGUUGGGGAAGAUGGAUGUUCGAGGUCAAUAUGGUUGAUCUUUAGUGAUUUAUUGUUCAGGAAAAUUGAUGAAAGUAUACUACAUGGUUGUGGGACAAGGUAGAACUUAUUCUUAUCUGUGGUAUUUGAAAUUAUCUGAAUAUUGGAGAAGUAUAAACUAUGAACAGUUAACUAGCCCACUAAAUUUAGACAUCAUGGGAGUUCCAUUAUUAGGGCCACCAAUAAAAAGGACCUUUUUUGCCUCCUAAUGUCUGAAUUCUAUUCCAUUUUGUUGUAUAGAUUCCAACUUUGUCUACCAGAAUUGUUAGUGACUUGAUUUUCUUUUCUUGUUUCAGCUUUCAUCUAAAUGUGACAAUAGGCUCUUCCGCAUUAGGUUUGAGAUUCCAAAAAUGGGGAGUUAUCCUUUCUUUGAGGCAUUCUUUAGUCCAAUUCGUUGUAUUUUGCGAAAUCGUAGCACACAGAUUUCUUCUGUGAAGUGGAAAAGGUCAAAUUCAAGUGGGUUGGGUGAGGGAUCCUCAGAACUUCUGUACAAUAUUGUACGUGAAGCAAAAUUGAGCCCAUCAUCAAAACGGGUGAAAUUAGGACAAGAAAAUUCAUUUGCAGCUCGCAAGGCUAAUCUCACCAUGGACCGAGCUGAUGACGAAUGCAAUUCUCGUGCCUGGACUGCUAACGAGGACUAUAACGCAUACAGAUCUAGUUUAGAUCGGACACCAGAAAACCAUGAAGAAAUGGACAACUCCCCAUCAGAUUCAGAGAGUAUUGAAGCAAGAAACUCCAAUUUUAAGAGCACAUUAAGCAAUAGGAGUCCAGUUUCAGAUACGGCUAUCUUCAAAUACUGCCUGGGAGGCUUAAAUGAGAGGGCCCUUUUGCUCAAGGAAGUUGCGACAGCAGCUUCUGAAAAAGAACUGGCGGACUUUGCACGGCAAGUUUCCCUAUACUUGGGAUGUUCUCAUCAUGGGCGUCAAGUAAUGCUUGCGAAGAGAUUGGUAGAGGAGGGAACAAAAGCUUGGGAUCUGAUCUCACAAAACAAUCCCCACGUUAUUUGGGAGAAUGUGGUAGCUGAGAUAAAUAACCGUUUCAUGAAGAUUGCAUGCUCCAGCACCAGAUCUUUGACACUGCAGGACUUCGAGAUUCUGAGGAGAAUUGCUGGAUGCCAGGAGUUUGUAGCUCGAGAAAACUUCGAGAAGAUGUGGUGUUGGCUAUACCCUGUAGCUUUUACAUUAUCAGGAGUUUGGGUGAAUGCAAUGUGGAAUUCGGCAUCUCCUAAGUGGAUAGAUGGAUUCAUUACAAAGGAAGAAGCAGAGUCUUCACUUCAAGGUGCAGGGGUCCUUCAAGAGCCUGGAACAUUUGUACUGCGGUUUCCUACUUCAAGGAGCUGGCCCCACCCAGAUGCUGGAAACUUGGUUGCAACUUAUAUUGGUAGUGAUUAUAAUAUUCACCACAGGCUUUUGUCACUUGAUUUCAUUUUCAGUUCUGGAGAAAAGGAAAUGUCUUCGAGACCAUUACAAGAUAUGCUGCUUGCACAGCCUGAGCUCUCGCGUUUGGGCAGGAUUAUUAGAAGUCACUAGUGUUGAUUGGUUCAUAUCUUUGCUUCCCCUUCUAGGAUAAAGGUAACUUGUUUGAGACAUAAGUUUUCUCAUCGGUUCCCUUCAUUAUGCACAAAGUGUUCUCGACAUGGUUAGCAAUUAGCAGAUAGUUGUGAGAAUGUAGAAAGAAAUUUGUAACCUUCUAUGUAGUUAUGUCAAUGCAUAUGGUGCAAGUAGUCUUCUUUAAACCUAAAUUAUAGAUCUCGGCGUGACCUUGAAAUAUAUAAAACAUGGAUUAUCACGCACUGAUCUAAUUGCUGUGGGUCUGUAUAGGUGAGCAUAGACUCUAGGCACACCAUUUAUUCACCUGGGCAUAAUUUAAGAGCCUAUGUGAUGAUCGUGAUUUGCAAAAACUAAAUAAAAGUUCUGAUGAGCCAACAUUACUGACAGCUCAUGUUUGCCGAAAA